Echinostoma caproni is the source of this 306-nucleotide messenger RNA. Lineage: Eukaryota; Metazoa; Platyhelminthes; Trematoda; Plagiorchiida; Echinostomatidae. The record is from the annotation of a GenBank genome assembly.
AUGGCGUGCUGUAGCGGGAAAACGAACACUGCAGCUAAAUCCAAAAUUAUAAUCGCUAUACAUGGACAAUAUCCGAGUGGAGAUGCUGCAAGCGAAUUGCAAGCAAUAACGCUGUACGCUGAAUUGGGUACGUUACUAGCAAUGCAGAUUUACACUGGCAUAAACGAACUCAAAUUGGAUGAAUUUCUCAUGUUAUCCUAUUUUCUGUGCCAUGCAUUUCCCAUUUAUCAUUCAAUGAUGGGUAAAAUUAAUCUGCCAUCGGACAUCGUCCAAUCAUUGCCCAUCGAAAAACAUUUGAAGCUAUAA